Messenger RNA from Racocetra fulgida, 184 nucleotides. The record is from the annotation of a GenBank genome assembly. Lineage: Eukaryota; Fungi; Glomeromycota; Glomeromycetes; Diversisporales; Gigasporaceae.
AUGAAGUUAAGAAAGCUUACUUUUAUCGCUAAUGGAAAAUAUUCUUCCAAUUAUAAAGCUAUUUGGACUAAAGGCGAUAUUUUAAGUUGGAAUCAUGAUAAAAAUGACUGGUUCCGUUUUCGAGGUUCAAUUAAUAAUGAUUGGACUUAUUCUCAAAAUAACUCAAGUGGCUCUGGUUUAACUG